AUGGCGAAGAAAACCGACAAGAAGUCCUCCGUGAAUGACGAAACGACCCCGCCAUCACCCAGUCGCGCCCCCGCACCAGAGAUCCCAGCUCCACAUGUACCGUCGCCAACGGCGCAAACAUGUGCGAAUACGGAACCACGAAUCCGAUCUCCCAACCCCGAAAUUCAACUUGAGGGCCAACCACUACCUCCACAAACAUCAAGUGAAGAGACAUCGCACCGUUGUAGUACCCCGGCGUGGAGCAUGGACUGCCGAGCGGCUCUUGAAUGGCAUAAACAACAUGACCGCUACUUACGUCCAACUAGUGGAGGCUCGUUCCGAUACCUGACCCAUCUAAUGCUACCUGUACACAUGUUCUUCGACGCAAUAGUACUGCUUAUGAACAACCCCAAGCCCGAGAUUGGAAGAAGUCAUUCAUAUGGAGACGAACUUACGGCUUGGGACAACGACGGUGACACUCGAGGAGACGCUGAUUCCGCCACCGAUCAGCAGAGCUCCAAUGAAAGUGGAUCCGAUGGAGGGGAAUGGGCGGACGACCAGCUGGAGGAAUUCUGGACGGGUCUGCUCCCUUGGAACAUAACCCCACAGGAUUUCGACGAUGGCUGGCCGGAUGCCAACCCGGAUGCGAUACAGACUCCGGGCAACGUCAAUACAGACGUUGACAACGCACAAUCAUGGGGAAACCGUGAUAAACGGAACCCGAAAUGGAAACGGGACGCUGUCUGA
Messenger RNA from Mycena indigotica, 726 nucleotides. RefSeq lists its product as uncharacterized. Bases 1 to 726 code for a protein of 241 amino acids. The record is from RefSeq and is a predicted model, not a curated record. The transcript has 3 exons. Lineage: Eukaryota; Fungi; Basidiomycota; Agaricomycetes; Agaricales; Mycenaceae.